ACAACCUCAAAAGCUGCCCCCUUUGCUCCUCUUUUAGGCUUCGAUCGCCUCCCACCGACAUUUCUGAGUUUUUCAACAAACCAAAACCAUACCCCGCACCAUCAACACAAAGUGGUCGACCAAUCGGGUUGCUGAACAGAUAUGUCUUGUGCAUGGUCUUUGGUCUUAUGAUUCUUUUUCAUGUCUCUUUGGUUUUAGCGGACGACAGAAAUUAGUACAAUAAUUUGUUGGUAGGGUUUACUUUUGCCUGUUUUUCUGUUGAUGAUCAGUUGAUGUCUUUGGCGGUUGGACCUGGUCCGAGUUCCAGUAAUAUGGAUAGCAACACCGAGAAGAAGACUCCUCAUGAAGGUGAGGAAGAAGAAGAUAACGAUGAGAGCAGUUUGCAUUUGGGCCCACAGCGUACUCUCAAAGAACAGCUUGAGAAAGAUAAGGAUGAUGAGAGCUUAAGGAAGUGGAAAGAGCAGCUUCUUGGAGGUGUGGAUAUUAACAACAUUGGAGAAACACUUGAACCAGAAGUGAAGUUCCAAAGUGUGGCAAUCGUGUCUCCAGAUAGGGCAGACAUAGUACUUGAGAUACCUGCAGAUGGGAAGCCACAGGGCCUAUGGUUUACACUGAAAGAAGGCAGCCAUUAUAGCUUGAAGUUCACUUUCCAAGUUAGCAACAACAUCGUAUCUGGUCUCAGGUACACCAACACCGUCUGGAAAACUGGUGUCAAAGUUUACGGCACCAAAGAGAUGAUUGGAACUUUCAGUCCUCAGUUAGAGCCUUAUACACAUGAAAUGCCAGAAGAGACAGCCCCAUCUGGGUUUUUGGCUAGAGGAACAUACACUGCAAAAACAAAGUUCCUUGAUGAUGAUAACAAGUGCUACUUGGAGAUCAACUACACAUUUGACAUCAAAAAAGAUUGGGCAUCUGCUGAAUAGAUCAGAAUAAGAUUUGAUGAUCAGUUCAUGGAGUUAGUGCAUGUUCUUGUCAUGCCUACUUAUAUAUAUAUGUUCAACCUUCGGACAAUUUUCCUACAGCUAGUUUUGUU
Hibiscus syriacus is the source of this 1033-nucleotide messenger RNA. RefSeq names its product rho GDP-dissociation inhibitor 1-like. The coding region runs from base 273 to 923 and encodes 216 amino acids. Gene Ontology annotation, molecular function: protein binding; Rho GDP-dissociation inhibitor activity. The transcript is spliced from 5 exons. NCBI's taxonomy places the organism in Eukaryota, Viridiplantae, Streptophyta, Magnoliopsida, Malvales, Malvaceae. The record is from RefSeq and is a predicted model, not a curated record. Gene Ontology annotation, biological process: Rho protein signal transduction. Gene Ontology annotation, cellular component: cytosol; membrane; cytoplasm.